Molecule: messenger RNA, 5164 nt
Organism: Coregonus clupeaformis (lake whitefish)
Lineage: Eukaryota; Metazoa; Chordata; Actinopteri; Salmoniformes; Salmonidae
Product: tripeptidyl-peptidase 2
Biological process (GO): proteolysis
Cellular component (GO): cytosol
Molecular function (GO): serine-type endopeptidase activity; tripeptidyl-peptidase activity
Source: RefSeq, a predicted model, not a curated record
UCCGCUCCGCUAAGCGCAAGAAGUAUGAAAGCCAAGAAGUAUGAAAGCCAAGAAGUAUGAAAGCCCUGACGUCUGCAUCGCAGUAAAUGCUGUACUGCCACUUGGUGGUGGAUUGACCAUGCGGAGCCUUUAAGGGCUUUUAUCAGAGACAGAAGAGGAAACGAAACAUCCCACUCCCUUGUUUUUUGGGGGGGUUCCUAUAUGGUCAAUGAACGAAGCAGACCAGACCCAGCUGCUAAUGCAUUGGUGUCAUUAAGCAGAUGGGAACUGACCAUUUCCCCCCCCCCCCAAUGGUAACGGUCUGAGUGUGACAUCAUAAUUUAUCCACCAUCUUUGGUUUUAUAAAAUGUUUUAACUGUGCCCCACUAAUUAGGCUCCCAUGGAAACACUGACCAGAACAUUGUUUCCUUGCUAGCUAAUAGUCCAUGUAUAAACCUUGAACAAAUACAAGUUAGCCUAUACCACUUCUGUUUUUAAACAAUUAGCUAUAGGCAGUGUAGCAAAUAGCUACAGAAGACUUCUUUCGUUGCUACUGACUUAAUGUAACCGUCAUCAGACACUUUUGAGGAUGACUCCUUGGCGCAUUUUGAGCGGUGUUCUAAAUAGUGUACUGUCCCUUUAAAAAAGUCCCUUCCCGGUCUCUGUUCACCGUGUCGGCACGGUUUCUAAAACCAUACCGUACUGUCUUUGGUAUCGGCAACCUUCUUCCCCCCCAUUUCGCUGCUUCCUGUUUUCAUUUGUCUCUCUGUCUAAUCAUGGCCGCACAUUCAAUCGAAGAGCUGUUCCCCUUCCACGGGUUGCUCCCCAAAAAGGAGACCGGCGCUGCGUCUUAUCUCACCCGGUUCCCCGAGCACGAUGGACGGGGUGUUCUCAUCGCUAUCCUCGACACUGGCGUGGACCCGGGGGCCCCGGGCAUGCAGACCACGACGGAGGGGCAGCCGAAGAUCGUUGACAUCAUCGAUACGACGGGCAGCGGAGAUGUCAACAUGGCAACGGUGGUGGAGCCUAACGACGGGGCGGUGACUGGGCUCUCCGGGAGGACGCUCAAGAUCCCUCAUACCUGGGUUAAUCCAUCAGGAAAGUACCACAUUGGGAAAAAUGGAUAUGACUUGUUCCCUAAAGCUCUCAGAGAGAGAAUCCAGAAAGAGCGAAAGGAGAAGCUGUGGGAUCCAGCACACAGAGCAGCUCUGGCUGAAGCUAGUCGCCGGGCAGAGCAGUUUGACAUCGCUCACCCCCCCCUCACAGGUAACAAUCAGGCUGAGAAGCUCCAGAAGGAAGAGCUGCAGUGCCGGUCGGAGCUGCUGGCGUCUCUGGAGAAGAAGUACAACGACCCGGGUCCGGUCUACGACUGUCUGCUGUGGAACGACGGAAACACAUGGAGGGCUGUGGUAGACACCUCAGAGACUGGGGACCUGUUUAGCUGCAGGGUUCUGGCCUCCUACAGGGAGAAGCAGGAGUUUGCUACUCUGGGAGACGCUGAGAUGCUGAACUACUCUGUUAACAUCUACGACGAAGGAAACACUCUCUGCAUCGUCACCAGCGGAGGGGCUCAUGGGACCCACGUGGCGAGCAUAGCGGCCGGUCACUUCCCUGAUGAGCCGGAGCGGAACGGCAUUGCCCCCGGUGCCCAGAUCCUGGCGUUGAAGAUCGGAGAUACACGCCUCAGCACCAUGGAGACGGGCACCGGACUCAUCCGCGCGAUGAUAGAGGUGAUCAACUAUAAAUGUGAUCUGGUUAACUACAGCUAUGGAGAAGCUACCCACUGGCCCAACUCAGGGAGGAUCUGUGAGGUGAUAGGAGACGCGGUUCAGAAACACAACGUAUUGUUUGUGUCCAGUGCUGGGAACAACGGGCCCUGUCUCUCUACUGUAGGCUGCCCUGGAGGCACCUCCGCCGCUGUUAUAGGCGUGGGAGCGUAUGUGACCCCAGACAUGAUGGUAGCAGAGUAUUCCCUGAGAGAGAAGCUUCCUCCUAACCAGUACACCUGGUCGUCUCGGGGCCCCAGUACGGACGGGGCCCUGGGGGUCAGUAUCAGUGCUCCGGGUGGGGCCAUCGCCUCCGUACCCAACUGGACCCUCAGAGGAACUCAGCUGAUGAACGGGACCUCCAUGUCCUCCCCUAACGCCUGUGGAGGGAUCGCCCUGGUGCUGUCAGGACUGAAGCAGAAUGGUAUCCGUCCGUCGGUGCCUGCGGUGAGGAGAGCUCUGGAGAACACAGCUCUGAAAGUAGACAACAUCGAGGUGUUCGCACAAGGACACGGAAUCAUACAGGUGGACCGAGCUGUAGACUACCUGACCCAGCAUGCCUCUCUCCCCACCUCUAACCUGGGCUUCUCUGUUACCGUGGGAACGCAGCGAGGCAUCUACCUCCGAGACCCCAUCCAGGUCCUGACCCCCUCUGACCACGGGGUCGGCAUCGAACCUGUUUUCCCCGAAAACACCGAGAACACGGAGCGUAUUUCGCUGCAACUGCACCUGGCCCUGACAUGCUCCGCCCCCUGGGUGCAGUGCCCCUCCCACCUGGAGCUCAUGAACCAGUGUCGCCAUGUCAAUGUCAGAGUCGACCUGGGGCUCCGAGAGGGACUGCACUAUACAGAGGUGUGUGGCUACGACACUGCAACCCCCAGCUCUGGCCCUCUGUUCAGAGUCCCCAUUACGGUUAUCAUCCCCACCAAAGUUCCUGAGGGCCACAGUCAGGAGGUGUUGUUCACAGACGUCCACUUCAGACCAGGGCAGAUAAGACGACACUUCAUCACUGUCCCACAGGGAGCCUCCUGGGCAGAGAUAACAUUGACGUCUCAGAGUGGUGAUGUGUCCUCUAAGUUUGUCCUCCAUGCGGUCCACCUGGUGAAGCAGAGAGCUUACAGAGCCAACGAGUUCUACAAGUUCUCCUCCCUGCUGGAGAAGAGCUCCCUGACUGAGGCCUUCCCUGUCCUGCCGGGGCGGACGGUAGAGUUGUGUAUCGCCAGGUGGUGGGCCAGCCUUGGUGACGUCACCGUUGACUACAGUAUCUCCUUCCACGGCCUGACCACCUCCCCGUCACCUCUACACAUACAUGCAUCAGAAGGUGUGACUAGUUUUGAGGUGUCCUCUCCUCUGAGGUACGAAGACGUUUCUCCGAGCGUCACCCUGAAGACCUGGGUCCAGCCACUGAGACCUCUGAGUUCUAAGACCAAGGCUCUGGGUCACAGAGAUGUUCUCCCCAACAACAGACAGCUCUAUGAGAUCGUCCUCACCUACAGCUUCCACCAGCCUAAGUCAGGAGAGGUGACCCCCAGCUGUCCACUACUGUGUGAGCUGCUGUAUGAAUCAGAGUUUGACUCUCAGCUCUGGAUGCUGUUUGACCAGAACAAGAGACUACUGGGCUCUGGAGACGCCUACCCACACCAGUAUUCUCUCAAACUAGAGAAAGGCGACUACACGGUGCGUCUGCAGGUGCGUCAUGAGCAGGCCGGUGAGCUGGAGCGUCUGAAGGACCUUCCGUUUGUGGUGUCCCACCGCCUGUCCACGGCUCUGACCCUGGAUGUGUACGAGUCUCACCGCGCUGCCCUCGUGGCUAAGAAGAAGACCAACUCCCUGACCCUCACCCCUGGAGCUACCCAGCCUUUUUAUGUUACAGCCCUGCCUGACGACAAGGUUCCUAAAGGAACGUGUCCAGGAUGCUAUCUGACCGGCUCCCUGGUCGUGCCUAAGGGAGAGUACGGCAAGAAAGCAGACAUUGUGCCAGUGGUCUACCACCUGAUCCCUGCACCCAACAAGACCAAGAACGGAGCGAAGGAGAAGGAGGGAGAGAAGGAGAAGGAUGGAGCGAAGGAGAAGGAUGGAGCGAAGGAGAAGGAUGUGAAGGAGGAGUUUGCAGAGGCUCUCAGAGACCUGAAGAUCCAGUGGAUGACCAAGUUAGACACCAGCUCCCUGUAUGAUGAACUGAAGGAGAACUUCUCUUCUUACCUGCCACUGCAUGUCCAGAGGCUGCACCAGCUGGACUCUGAGAAGGAGCGUUUGAUGCGCCUGGGUGACAUCGUGACGGCCUCUGACAUGGUUCUGUCUCGGAUUGACCAGACUGCCCUGGCGGUCUACCUCACCAUAAAGACCGACCCGCCCGACGCUGCCACCAUCAAGAGUGACAUGGAGAAGCAGAAAUCCUCCCUGCUGGACGCUCUGUGUAGGAAGGGCUGUGCCCUGGCUGACCUGGUGCUGCUGCCGGCUACACCCCAGGACGGGGCUGGGGGAACUGGGGGAGCUGGGGAGGCUAGGGAGGCUAGGGAGGCUGGGGAGGGCAGGGCCAAAGACUUGACCGACACCUUCUGGGAGCUGCAGAAGUGGGUGGAGCUAACUGACUCGAAGGUGUUGACGUUCUCCUACAAACAUGCACUAGUGAAUAAGAUGUACGGCAGAGCCCUGAAGUACGCCUCCAAGAUCGCAGAAGACAAACCCAGUAAAGACAACUUGAAGAACUGCAUCCAGCUAAUGCGGUCCUUGGGCUGGAUGCACUGUGCCGCUUUCACAGAGAACUGGCUGCCCAUCAUGUAUCCUGCCGACUACACUCCCUUCUAGACUCACGGUUACACACACACACACACACACACACACACAGAGUCAUGGAUUGACCUCACAAACAUAAACACACAUCUGAAAACAGUCAGCGUUUUUUUUUACCAAGUCGGACUGAAUGCCUCAACAAUCUGCCCUCUCUCUCUCUCUCUCUCAACGUGGAUGAUUUCAACCCAGCCACGUUUCAGAUCUUUCUUGUGAAACCCUCCACUUGUUGCUCAGUUGUAGAUAGAAAUGUGAUGUACAGAACGGCUUGGAUUGUUUGUUUCUGGAAUGUUUUUGAUCUUUUUUUUUAACGUUACAUUUCUAUUAUUAUUUUUUCAACGUUGUGACUGUUUCACCCUCCUGAAUGAACCCCGGUUUGUAGAAAUGUAUAUUCAUGCAUCAUAAUACACAUUAUAAAGAGGCAAUAUACCUUCUCAUGUUAUUGUUCUCCCUGAUGUAUUUUAAAUGGACGGAUGUCUUUUUAGAGUAAAACCUGUUUUUGGUUUGGAAGCUGAUCAUUUGACUUCAGUUGGGGCGGCAGGCAGGUAGCUUAUUGGUUAAGAGCGUUGUGCCAGUAACCGAAAGGUCGCUGGUUCUAAUCCCCCCCGAGCCGACUAGGUGAAAAGAAU